UAAAGAGCUUCAGCUUUCGUACAUUGCAUUGUACAACGAGAAUGUUAAACCGUAAAGCAUGGAUACACCCAAGUGGUUUGCAUCUGUUUCUCUUCUCAACUACAUCUUGAGUUUCGCAAUGAAGACCAAUUCAUUGUGUUUCAUGAUAUUGCUGCUUCUCCGUAUUUCUCACCAUGCUAGAAGUGAGCGGAUAGACACUUCUAACCUUCCAUUCCUUGUAUCCAUAUGGUUGAACAAUAAGCUCCACUGCGGUGGCAUUAUCUACGAUUCAAAUCAUGUUAUCACAACUGCUACCUGUGUGCAGAGAAUUCCAGCUGAUCGGCUAAUUGUACUUGCCAAAGACAUGAGGUUUCCAUAUUUUUAUAAACCGCAAUACUCUGUUGAAUCAUAUGUGACUCAUCCAUCAUACAGCCAAAUCGGAAGGCAGGAUCAAAAUGGUUCAUACACCAGGGAUGAUAUUGCUGUCAUAACGCUGGUCAAGCCUUCCCUUUUGAGUCAUCGUCUUCACCCAGCUUCGUUCAAGGAAAGUCAAGAAGGGCUCAACUGUCUAUUUAAUGGUCAUCGUUCUUAUAAAUAUGUCGGAUGGAUUCGACCUCCUUACUUUACCCCGCAACCACUCGUUUUACAUGGGUCAAAUGUCACCCUUCAUCGGCAUGGUAAAAAGACGGAUGCCCACUACACAGCAGUUUUGCCAGAUAUUUAUUCAUGUGGGCGGUGGAGAUUGACGCCAUGCCUGGAAAAUAGAGGUACGCCGAUUCUUGCCCAGACAGAUUCAUCAGAUUCAGAAGUCAGCGCUAUUCUAACAGAUUUAAAUUUUAUACCGAAUGAUGAGAUAUUGGGGACAUUUCUUGAAGUGGGGAAGUACAUGACUUGGAUUCAGGAGACCAUCCAAAUAAAUCUUUUUCAAUCCAGUCUUAUUCAUUGAUCAUUUCAGUGAAG
Molecule: messenger RNA, 939 nt
Organism: Fopius arisanus
Lineage: Eukaryota; Metazoa; Arthropoda; Insecta; Hymenoptera; Braconidae
Exons: 4
Coding region: 59-925 (288 amino acids)
Biological process (GO): proteolysis
Molecular function (GO): serine-type endopeptidase activity
Source: RefSeq, a predicted model, not a curated record